Molecule: messenger RNA, 2711 nt
Organism: Pantherophis guttatus
Lineage: Eukaryota; Metazoa; Chordata; Lepidosauria; Squamata; Colubridae
Source: RefSeq, a predicted model, not a curated record
CCCUCCGUUUCCGGGAGGCGCUAGAUGGCGGCGCCCGUGCGGCGCGCGUGUCUCCCGGGCGGCGGGAUGGGGCGGACGGUGCUGGUGCGGGGGCUGCCUCCCUCGGCCCGCGCCGCCGACCUGGAGGGCGAGUUCGGGCAGGCGGGGCCGGUGCGGCGGGCGGUGGCCGUGACGGCGCCCGGGGGCGAGGCGUGCACCGGGAUAGGCUUCGUCAGCUUCUCCCUGCCGGAGGACGCGCAGCGGGCCCUGCGCGAGAUCCGCACCUUCGGCGGCCGCCGGGUCAGCCUGGCGUUGGCGCGGCCCAAGAAGAAGCGGAAGGCGGGAGGCGGAGAGGCCGCCCCCGAGGCCCCCCGGCCAGCGCAGGAGCCCCCCAAGGCCAGGGCGCCCCCCAAGAAGGCCCGGCUGAUCGUCCGCAACCUCAGCUUCAAGUGCACGGAAGAGGACCUGAAGAGCGCCUUUGCCCCCUUCGGGACGGUCCUGGAAGCCUCCCUGCCCAGGAAGCCCGAUGGAAAGCUCCGCGGCUUUGCCUUCGUGCAGUUCAGGAAUGUCCUGGAAGCGGGAAAAGCCCUGAAGGGGAUGAACGAAGGAGAUCAAAGAGCGCCCAGUGGCUGUGGAUUGGGCUGUGGCCGGGAGAAGUACCAGGCUGCGCAGGCAGAAGGCGUCCCUGCUGAGAAGGAAGUUGGGGCAGAGAAGAAAGCCCAGCCGGAAGUUGUGGAUGGGAGUGGAGAAAAACGAGGGAGGCCAGAGGCUACUGCGCCAGGGAGGCCCAGCAGGGACCCUCAACCUCCAGUUUCCCCCGUGGAGAGCGAGGACGAAGACCAGGAGGUCAGCUCUAGGGACCAGGAGGAGGAACCGUACGAGGCUGGGAGUUCUGAUGGGGAAGAUGAGGAGGAGGAAGAAGGAGGAGGAGCAGGGGAGGACCCUGCCCCAAAGCAGAAGCAGCACCACUCUGAUGUCGCAGAGGGCCGGACUCUCUUCCUCAGGAACUUAUCUUUUGACACGGAAGAGGAAGAGCUGGGGGAGCUUCUGGAGCAGUUCGGGGACCUGAAAUACGUCCGGAUUGUGUUGCACCCCGAGACAGAACACUCCAAAGGCUGCGCCUUUGCCCAGUUUGCCACCCAGGCAGCUGCCCAGAAAUGCCUGCAAACAGCGAAGGAGGAGACUGAGGGUCAGGGGCUUCACCUGGGGGGCCGCCGUCUCCGGGUGGACCUGGCUGUCAGCCGUGAGGAAGCCCAGCAGCUGCGAAGCCCAAAGACCCCCAAGCCCACCGGCACACGCAACCUCUACCUGGCCCGGGAAGGCUUGAUCCGGGCUGGCACGAAAGCAGCCGAGGGGGUCAGUGCUGCUGACAUGGCCAAAAGGGCCCGGUUCGAAGAGCUGAAGCGACAGAAGCUGAGGGACCAGAACGUCUUUGUGUCCCAGACGAGGCUCUGCGUCCAUAACCUGCCCAAGAGUGUGGAUGGUGCCGCUCUGAGGAAGGUCAUGCUGCAGGCAGCGGGUGGCGGCACGCCUGGUGCCAGGAUCACGGAGUGCCGGGUGAUGCGGGAGCUGAAGGGCCGGGGCCGGUCUCUGGGCUAUGCCUUUGUGGAGUUCCAGCAGCCCCAGCAUGCCCUGCUUGCCCUGCGCCAGGUCAACAACAACCCCCAGCUCUUCGGAGACCAGAAGCGGCCUAUUGUGGAGUUCUCCUUGGAGGACAGGCGGAAACUGAAGCUGAAGGAGCAGCGUGCUGAACGCAGCCUGCAAAAGCUGAGGCAGAAGCAAGCAGCUGCUGGGCCAGCAAGUCAGGAGCCAUCGCCCGGCACCAGCCAGCCGGGGGCCCCUCAGAAGCCACCCAAGGGCUGGAAGAAGGCCCCAGGGGCCAAAGGAAAGCCUCAGGCUCCACCACAGCACAGUGGCCAGAAGAGGAAGCGGCCUGGGCCCUCGCCGAGCCUUCAGACCACUGAAGGAGCCGCCUCCUGGUCAGGUUUCCAGACCCACAAGGAGCAGGAGACGGUGGAGCUGCCCAACGGCACAAAGCGGAGGAGGGUCCUGGCCCUUCCCUCUCACUGGGGACCCAAAAUCAGGAAUCGCGACAAGGGCAAAGCGAAGGGGGCCCCUCCCAAGAAGAAGAAGGCGGGGCCCAGAGAGCGGAAGGCGCCCAGAGCUGCCCGCCAGGGCCCCCAAAAGAAGCGGGCUGGACAGGGCCGGGCGGAGGUUCGCUUCGAGCAGCUGGUGGAGCGGUACAAGCAGCGGAUCCUGGGGGCUGGCAAGGCCGCCCUGCAGCUCAAGAGGAGCAAGUGGUUCGAGAACUGAGUCGCCCCUCCCCAAGGAAGAGAGAGACCCCCAGCUGGGUGGGGCUGCCGGGAGGCCGGGUCCUGCCCUUGGGGGGAGAGGAGAGGAGGAGGCUCGCCCAGGCCCAGGUUCCUCAGAAGUGACACGGGGGGCAGACAGGCAGGGUGAAGAGCCCCCUGGGGCCCUGGAAAUGCUGGGGUCUCUGGAGAAGCAAGGCAGCCGCCUGCUGUGGCCAGACCAUCCUUGCCGUGAGGAGGGGCAGUGGGGGGGGGGUGUCAGCCCUUCCUCCGCGCUUAGCUCCAAACGUGCAGAAGGGAGUCCCGGCAACACAGCCUCUGGUGGAAGAGGCGCAAGAAGGAGAGCCGCUACUGGGAGGAGGAGGAGGAGAAAGCGGCUCCCAUCGUUUCUUUGGCAUCUUUCAAUAAAUGACUUUCUGAGAA